GUACCACAUGUGUUACUGCAGCACAGUGUCAACAUGGGCAAGAGAAGACAAAAUAAGCAGCUUUUCACCAAAUUAUCCAAAAAACAGAAGAAACAUCUACGGGAGUUUGGAGAGGAGCACCCGUUCCAUGAUGUAGUAAAUGAAAGACCUCAAAGAACUGAAAUAGUGGAACUGCCACCAAGCCCAGAACAGCCUGAUAAAGGUCCCUAUGAGCUGGAAGAGGAGGAUGAGGAGGUGGAAGAACCAAAGCGGAAAACAGCCUAUGAGAAACUUCUGUCAACUCUCAGCCAAACCACUGAGAAUGCCCACAGUGAGGAAGAGGAGGAAAGCAGUGAGGAGGAAGACGAGCUUCUUGAUGAAGCCCUCGAAUCAGGUGAUGGAGCAGAGGCCGAGAGUGAGGAUGACAUCGAAGGUGAAAGUGGAGAUGAGGAGCCUGCAGAUGAAGCUGUGAUGGAAGCAGAUGAAGGACAGGAGGGGGAGAAGGGUCUGACUGAGGCAGGAAAUGAAGAGUUUGUGGAUAAAGAGCAUGAAUCGGAGUUCUGUCUGGAAACAAACUUCAUGGGCGAUGGGGACCACGAGGAAGCUGAAAACCCAGCAGAACACAAAGACAGUUCAGAUCUGUUUUUGCAGCACUUAAACACAGAGCUCGACGACAAGGAUGUGGAGAGGAUAACAUCUGGCAGCAAAUCCAAGACUCAGAUUUUGUGGCCAAAACUGGGAACUCUUCUUUGCACCACCCCUCUGGACAAGUUUGGCUCCAUUGGCGCUCACAAAGAUGCAAAUCUUCCUGUUUUUCACAAACUUCUGGAGACCAAAUGGAAGGACCUGAACCAGACUUCCAGUCCCAACGCCGCAGCCAAAGACAUCAGCCCCCUUCAGAUGGAGCUGCUGGCCCUCAUGGGUUCAUACAAGGACUUAUACUGUACCGAGACUUGUCCUCUUACUCGGGGCCCACAAGUGCGCAGCACCUACUGCCUUCAUGUUCUCAACCAUGUGCUGAAGGCCAAUUCCCAGGUCCUGGCUCACAACGCCCAGCUGAGAGAGCAGAAGACGCAGGCUAAAGCUGGAGCUGAGCCGCAGGACGAACCCAGGGACCAAGGACUGACCAGGCCCAAGGUGCUGAUCCUCGUCCCGUUCCGGGGCGCCGCGCUGCACGUCGUCCACACUCUCAUCAGUCUGCUGGAGGCCAAGGGCAAAAAGAUGAUGGUCAGCAACAAGAAGAAGUUCAAAGAAGAGUACGGAGAGGAGACGGAUGACAAGCCCACCAACCUGCACAGACCGGACGAUUACCACGCCAUCUUCUCGGGCAACGUGGACGAUCACUUCAGGAUAGGCGUCUCCAUCAUGAGGAGCAGCUUGCGCCUCUACGCCCCCUUCUACUCCUCAGACAUCAUCAUCGCGUCCCCUCUGGGCCUCCGCACCGUGCUGGGAGCGGAAGGAGAGAGCAAGAGAGACUUUGACUUCCUGUCCUCCAUCGAGAUGCUGGUGGUGGAUCAAACCGAUGUGUUCCUCAUGCAGAACUGGGAGCACGUCCUGCAUGUGAUGGCACACAUGAACCUGCAGCCUCUGGACUCGCACGGAGUGGACUUCUCCAGGGUCCGGAUGUGGAACCUGAACAACUGGGCCAAACACUACCGGCAGACGCUGGUGUUCAGCUCCAUCCAGGACCCCCAGAUCAACAACAUCCUGACCAAACACUGCGCCAACUACCGAGGACAGGUUGCCACAAAGAACAUGCCAAAAACAGGGUCCAUCUGUCAGGUGCUGGUUCAGCUGCCUCACGUCUUCCAGAUGCUCUCCUCCGACAGCUUCAUGGACCAAGACGCUCGGUUUCAGUUCUUCGUAGACAAAGUCCUCCCUCAGUACAGGGACUCAGUCAUGUCCCACACUCUCAUCUACAUCCCGUCUUACUUCGACUACGUGCGCCUACGCAACUACAUGAAGCGGGAGGAGAUGAACUUUGCCAGCAUCUGCGAGUACUCCAGCAAGUCCGAGGUGUCACGGGCCAGGCACUACUUCCAGAAAGGAGAGAAACCCUUCCUGCUCUUCACGGAGCGCUUCCACUUCUACAAGAGGUACACCAUCAAAGGGAUCCAGAACCUGAUCUUCUACGGCCUGCCCAGCUUUCCUCACUUCUACAGUGAGAUGUGCAACAUGCUGGCUGCAGGAGGCCGGGGGGAGGAGGCCAGCUGGACCUGCACCGCCCUCUACUCCCGCUACGACGCUCACAAGCUGGCCGCCGUCAGCGGGGCGCAGCGAGCCGGACAGAUGCUGCACUCCAACAAAGCAGUGCACCUCUUCAUCACCGGAGGGGAGGACAGUACUUCCUGACGAACUCAGAUAUAAACAGUCAGACGAUGAGACUGAAACCGUGUUUACGACGGAUCAUGGGAAUAAAUUAUGGUAGAGUUGAUAAUUGCCUGUUUAUAAAUGAUGAAGUUGUUCAGAAAGGUCAACAACAAGCCAUCAAUCGCUAAUCAUGAAAUGCACAGAUAAGGGUUUUGAUAAGAUGUAAACAGAUCUGUAACCUGGUGUGUUUAUGUAAAAGAUCUGCUCAUACAGCAGUGUGAAGCAUGUUUAUGUGUUAAAAUAAUUACACGUUGGUUUUUAUA
Molecule: messenger RNA, 2612 nt
Organism: Salarias fasciatus (jewelled blenny)
Lineage: Eukaryota; Metazoa; Chordata; Actinopteri; Blenniiformes; Blenniidae
Gene: utp25
Product: UTP25 small subunit processor component
Exons: 12
Coding region: 34-2331 (765 amino acids)
Biological process (GO): maturation of SSU-rRNA from tricistronic rRNA transcript (SSU-rRNA, 5.8S rRNA, LSU-rRNA)
Cellular component (GO): nucleolus; small-subunit processome
Molecular function (GO): U3 snoRNA binding; rRNA binding
Source: RefSeq, a predicted model, not a curated record